AUGCAAUCUGUGGAACAGUUUGCAGAACAAAUGAGAGCUUUGACUCAGCAGUGCAUCCAAAGCUUCGAUCAAUUUAUGGAUGUAAGAUUAUUAUAACCAUAAUUAGGAAUCUUAUUUGAAUAGAUUUAAAAUUUCGACUUGCUGUAUCUAUUGA
Molecule: messenger RNA, 154 nt
Organism: Paramecium primaurelia
Lineage: Eukaryota; Ciliophora; Oligohymenophorea; Peniculida; Parameciidae
Source: the annotation of a GenBank genome assembly